Molecule: messenger RNA, 1742 nt
Organism: Toxotes jaculatrix (banded archerfish)
Lineage: Eukaryota; Metazoa; Chordata; Actinopteri; Toxotidae
Gene: srp14
Product: signal recognition particle 14
Exons: 5
Coding region: 392-724 (110 amino acids)
Biological process (GO): SRP-dependent cotranslational protein targeting to membrane
Cellular component (GO): signal recognition particle, endoplasmic reticulum targeting
Molecular function (GO): endoplasmic reticulum signal sequence receptor activity; 7S RNA binding
Source: RefSeq, a predicted model, not a curated record
AGAAAUGUGACACAUGGCUUGUUCCUCUAAAUGAAUCUCAAUGUCAGCCACAUCCACAGAUACAGCCACAUCCAUACUCACUGCAGCUGCCCCAGCUUGACACAGCAUGGUGAUCAUUUCAAGUCUUCAUUCUCUGCCACGGAUAGAAAGUGGUGUCUACAUUAUUUGGUGCUGAGUUCACUGUUCAAAAUCACCUUAAUGAUGGCUGACUGUAUGGGUGUUGAGUUGUGUGUACGUCCGCCUCCCUGACAGCAGGUGGCGCUGUGAGCAAACCACAGCCCUGGGGGUGAGGGCGCAGGGCGGGGCUCCGGUUUGUGUAGUACGUGUGCUUCACAGAGCAGUUAGCUUGCGCCUAGUGAGCAAACGAUACAGCUGAGCUGAGGUCAGAAACAUGGUGCUCCUUGAAAAUGACUCGUUCCUCACAGAGCUCACACGGCUCUUCCAGAAGUGCAGAACAUCUGGCAGUGUUGUUAUCACACUAAAGAAAUAUGAUGGGAGAACCAAGCCGGUGCCCAGAAAGGGCCACUCAGAGUCAUUUGAACCAGCAGACAACAAAUGUCUUCUCAGAGCGUCUGAUGGCAAGAAGAAAAUUAGCACAGUGGUCAGCACCAAAGAAGUAAUCAAGUUUCAGAUGGCGUACUCCAACCUCCUUAGAGCUCACAUGGAUGGACUUAAGAAGAAAGAUAAGAAAAGCAAAAGCAAGAAAACCAAAGCCACCCAAUGAGUAACAGACUCUUUAACAUAACCUUGGUUACCUAAACGACCGGUGGGGGAAAUGGGAAAGGCCUCCACCUCCACCCGGCUUUCUACCCAUUCACCCGAGGCCUCAGAAUCACCGGUCAUCCACCCGGUGACUGCUUUGAUACUAUGCCGUUGUUUGGAUGGUAACGUCUCAUCCCUGGCUGUUCAGUGCCAUUGGUGAUCUGGAACAGAACACCUGAGGAUUUCUCAAAACUCAUACAAGAUGAAGCAGGUCAGCUUUAUUGAAUUUCCAGGGCUUCUGCUUCUGAAACCAGUUCAUCAACAGCUGUGUCACCUCUGGGGCCAAAUUCAUGGAGCCCAAUGAUUAAUCGCCUUUCAUUCUAUUUAAUUGUUAGAGUCCCUAUUUAUGUUAUAUUAACGGCUAACCUGUGAGCUGUGUUGGCAUGUUUCAAUUCAGCAGUUUCUUUAGAAGGAUUUUUAAUUUUCCAGUUAAUCGAAUUUCUAUUUCUUAAAUAUUCUUUGAAAUUUCAGCAUGGGUGCUCAGAAAUACAGAACUAAAUAAGAUCGGGUUUAUUAUUUUGUCAAAUUUCACUGUCUUUGACUUGGCUCAGUUUUUGUUGUUGUUGUUUGUUUUUGAGAUGAAAUUGUAUUUUAUGUCUUUAUUUUACCUUUUGAAGUACAAUGAAUAUUCUUGUGCUACCCCCCGCCCCCCACCAACCCCAUUUUUGAACCACAUACCAAUGCCAAGCUGUCACAGUGAACAUCUUAAAUUGUAAAACACCACGACAUGAUUGAGUUUGCACAAAAAAAGUUCAAGUCAUAGAUUUUACUGAAAGUCAUUUCUGAGUUAUGAAUACAGAGACAAAAUAUUGGCUGUAAUUCAAAUAAUAUUCUGUUUACCACAAUUAAAAGGCAGGUUUAGCCACAGCCAGUAUACUCUGUCAACCAUUUGUUGUAUUGUCUCGUCACGCUGCUGAGUCCUGAUCUCAUGGAAGAGGACUUCAGCUGAAUUUCAGAAAUAAAGUGCUCUGUUAAAAGUC